Cervus elaphus (red deer) is the source of this 857-nucleotide messenger RNA. RefSeq lists its product as uncharacterized. The coding region runs from base 1 to 849 and encodes 282 amino acids. NCBI's taxonomy places the organism in Eukaryota, Metazoa, Chordata, Mammalia, Artiodactyla, Cervidae. The record is from RefSeq and is a predicted model, not a curated record. The transcript is spliced from 5 exons.
AUGCAGUCCUCCUAUUAUGUUCUUAUCACCCUCUCCCUGUGGAUACCCAGAUUUCCGAAGCCAGCGCCCGGGGGGUGCUCCGAAUUCACCCGCAGGGACUCUCUGCCGGCGGGAGUGCGGGGCUCGGGGGAAUCCCCGCCCACCUGGUCAUUCCUGCAGGGGAAUCCCCGCCCCCUGUCCCUGUCACUCCAGGAAGGGAGUUCCCGCCCCUCGAAUCUACCAGAGGGAGGGAAUCCCCGCCCAUCCAGGAGGUUCGGCAGAGCCCCAGCGCCGCGCAGCUGGGAGAGCCGGGCUUGGAGAGGGCUCUCGGCGCCGGUGCGUGCGGCCCGGGGCAGCGGGGCGCGGGAGGUGGCUGCGGCGGGGAUCCGCCGGGCCGGGGACGCCCGGGAUUGCGCCUCCGGUGGCUGCGGGCGAGCAGCGGCGCGGCGGCUCUCGGCGCGGCGGUGGCACCGGCGGUGGCAGCGGUGGCGGCAGCGGCGUGGGGACCCACCGGGCGGCGCCUGGGUCCGGACGCGCGAGGAGCAGCCUCCGCCGAGCCGCGUGCAGCUCCUGCCUGUCUCCCUAAUUCAUCCCACAUGUCAGGUCCCUUCUGCUUGCAGCGGUCACUGCCCAGUCUGGGGGCUCAUCUGUUUGGUCAAUGGAGGUGUUUUGGCAAUUCCCAGGACCACCAAAGUUGAUGUAGAUUUGCAUUGUGUGGAGAGGCAGAGGAUGUGGAGGUGUGAACGAGUCCAGGGGAGGUCACCCUGUCGCUGCUGGAGGGACACCUCAUUUCCAGGUCCUCUGCACAAGCCUGACAGUGAAAUGAACCAAGCAGGCACUGGCGGGACACUUCCUUCCUUUCCUCAUUGACGCUCCGG